AUGGAUUUCCUGCGGCAAGUGGCGGUGGAUCUGCACGCGCUGCGGACCGAGGCCAAGCGCAAGUACCCAGUCGUGAAGGAGGCAGUGGACCGUGCGCUUGAGGUGCUGCCUCUCUUGCAGCAGCAGUACGCGGCGCUCGUGCGUACCGAGAAGCUCGCGCCAGGUCCCGGCCACAGUUUUUUCCAGAGCGAGAGCGUCUUGCGGCCGUUUCUAUUGACGUGUAACCACACGAACGCGUCCCACAAGAUUCUCGUGCUCGCACUGUCGAGUAUCCAGCGCCUCGUGAGCUGGGACGCCAUUGAACCGGCCAGUGUGGGCAGCAUCCUCCGGGUUUUGCAGAUCCAGGCCGAGAAAACCGCGUACACAGACGUGCAGGUUAAGUUACUGCAGACGGUCUUGCAGCUUAUGACGCUCGCGUACGAGGCGACGAACCGGAAAAAGGGUGCAGCUGUAGCGCGGACUGGUCAACGACAACUAGAGAACGAGCUUGUGGGAAAUGAAGAUAUGGUGAUGCAAGCUGUGUGGAUAUGUGUACAUCUUCACGAAAGCAGUGGCAGUGCUAGUUCAGUGGUGGGGAACACAGCAGCGAUGACGAUCCGGCAGCUGGUGUCGCUUGCAUUUAGCCAAGUUGACUCAAGUCCAGCAGCUAAACGUGUCGGCGUGCUGCUAUUCCAGGAUCUGUGCUUUAUCAGUCGAGAAGAGAGCGGUGUGUGGCUAAAACGCACGGCUGUGUCGUCGAUGAGUGCGGCGUUAGCGGUCGAGUUACUUGAGACGAUCGUGGCAUCCCACAAAGGACUCUUUCGCCUUGAUGUCGAGUUUACGACUGUUUUGAAGCAGCAGAUGGUUCCAUUGAUGCAGUCAGUGCUGGAAAUGAGCUGCAAUGAUAAGCAUGGCGGGUCUGCAGGCUCAGGCAUUACAGGACCGACGAACACGUCAAUCACCAGCAGCAGCACAAAUGGCGCAGCGGGUCCAUUCUUCCCGCUGCUCGCUCGUGGUAUGCGUCUUGCGAGCACACUUUUGUGCCAUUUUGCCGACUGCCUUGUUGGCGAGUGCGCUUCGAUUUUGCACGCGCUAUUAGAAAUUAUUGCCACAGGGUCGUACACUAUGGACGUCUCCAAAGGACCACAAUCAUUAUCGAAUUCGUCACCGAGUUUGUCGAAGUCACCUCGAGCUUUAUCAAAGUCACCGCCUGACUCCAAAUACAAUGCGGCAAACGCGAUCGCGAAUUUCAAGGAGGCCAAGAGCUUUUUGGCCCACUCGAAUUUGUCAAUCGCUGGUGCGUCCAACGCAUCUGGCAGUACAGGAGGGAGUAUCAAUUUUGUGACUUGGCCCGUUCUGCUAUCGCUGGAAGUUUUGAACCGCGUGUGUCAGGAGCCUGACGUGGUUGCCGCAAUGGUAAGCUACCCUGAUGGUGUGCUGGUUGCUAUCACCCGCACGACAUCAUCGGUAAUCAUGACAUCACCACCAUCCGAUUUUAAACCUCAAGGUCCGGAUGCAACUGCACUUCGCUCUGGUCUUGAGUUGCUGAACGAGCAAGAAACACCCGUGCUCCAGCAGUUUUACAUGGCUGUCCGGGUUGCCGCUUCGUGCCAGUGCAACAUGGCGGCCUCCGUUUUCGAGCUGUCGAGAUCUACCGCCAACGAGAAAGUGUGUGAGAAGCUGGCUAAAGCGUGCGUUGCCGUAGUGGCCCCUGCAGUAGUUAAGUCUAUGAACUGCGUGAUGCGACACUGUCGUGAGGUGGACCUCGUCACCAUGUCUCUCAAAGCAUACCAUGUACUAGCUACGAUCGCGUCGAGGCUUCGAGCAAACAUGCAGGGCCAAACCGCAAGGAACACGUGGCGUAAGCCGAUGGAUGAGGUGGUGCUGACUUGCUUACGAGUAUUAUGUGGAUUCUCCUUCCCCUUACCGGAUGGGAUUCGAGGAAACACAAAAGCAUCGAUACCAACGACUGGAUCGGGCAGCAGUGGAUCAAGUGAUACCGUAGGCGAAAGUGGGGCGGAUGAUGGCGAAAGUUGCCUUGUGACGAUCAGCUGGCGCGAGGUGCAUGCGAUGAAGGCGCUUUUUGGCGCUGCACAUGUUAUGGAGGAAGAGCUUUCAGAGACGGAGUGGUGCGCGUUACUUGAGGGCUUUGAAAUCAUUGUGGACCUUACAGAUGCAAAGCGAAGGAAAGGACAGCAAAAGUUACCGACUAAAACUUAUCGAAUUAGGGCUUUUCGAAUCGAAGAUGAAGACGUUGAACAGCAGUUGGUGAUGCUGAGCAAUUCGGUCGUGGAUUUGGUUCGUGGCGCGCAUAAGAUGAGUAGUGCCGCUCAGCAAAAGCUGCUGAGUGCAGUAAGAAGGGUUUCGUGGAACCAAGUUGGUCUCCCAAUGCUGAGCAGAGGUUCGGAGUUUCUGUCGGAUUCGACUCGCACGGAAUCACCUACCGACGGCUGGAAGAUAGCGGAUGAGGGUGACUCAUCCAGCUCCAUAAGCUUCCACUGUAUGAAAAUCUAUCAUAGCUACUUGGGUGUAGGCCUCACUGGUACUGGCAGCUUUACGCCAUGCUUCGCUUUGCGCAUGCUGACUCAAUUGGCGUCGAGCAGCAAGCGGUGUUUCGAUGAAGUUAUGCAUGAACUAGUCCUCAUGAGCACGUACGAGCUCCAAGCCCCGCUAACGGCUGUCCAAUUUCCCCAACUAGUUCAAUUUCAGGUGUUUGCUACUGAUAGUGUCCUGCAGCUCAUGCAAAACGCCCUGCAGCACGAUGUCAGCAGUGCACCACCUGCUGCGAAGUCAACAAUGGAAAGUCGUGGCAUCGAAAGAGAGGGAAAAAAUCCUACAUACUCGCAUGCGCUUGAUCAGCAGGAGUUGUUCUUGCCGCUGCUGAAGCUGGUACGCUCGGAUAUGAAAGACAGCACAUUGACCGGUAUGCUGGAAAUGCUGAAUGCUUGCGGUCACCUCAUCAGCGCUGGCUGGCCACCAGUAUUUGCUUCGAUACAGGAAGCUUGUACGAUCGGGGAUGGAAAAACACAGGUGCUCGCUUUCAAGUGCUUGCGCCUUAUCGUGGAUGAUUUGGUGGUGUCGAUCCCUAGUAGUUAUCUUUCGGAUUGUAUCAAAUGCAUUGGGCGUUUUGGCAGUCGUGCAAAGGAUGUUAACAUUAGUCUUACAGCUGUCAACGAACUCUGGAGCGUGGCCGAUGUGAUUGGGAAGCAGAAGACGCAAGAUGAAAGCGACUCGAGUAGCCAGCGACGGUGCGGCCAGUGGAGAUACAUUUUUGCGGAGUUUAGCUCCGUAGCGUUGAACGACCGAGUUGAGGUGCGGAACAGCGCGAUCAACACUCUUUUUGGAACUGCCGUGACGUAUGGUGCUCAGUUUGAGCUAAGUGAAUGGCAAUCGUUUAUGAACUCGACGGUUCUGCCUCUUGCUGUUCGAUUGUGCGAGACUCGAGACCAAAAAAGCUCGCUUUCGCUCGAAAAGAUCGAGUCGAAGGUGUCUACUAAUGUGAUGCUGCACCACUCACGCGACAACAGUGAGAAGCAAUGGAACGAAUCUCGAGUGCUGAUGCUGACUGGAAUUAGUCGCGUACUGGAGACUAAUUUGCACUACUUGCUGCAGCACGCGUCGUGGUUUGCUUCCAUUUGGAGGAGUCUGCUUCAGCACGUGGUGCUGAAUACCGCCUUUGGCGUACCCAAGGAAGUUGUGCUUGCAGCUAUCAAAAUGCUUCAAACGCUGUUGCAAGUGUCUUCAGCCGGAGAUUUUGAUCACAUCGCACAAUCGCAGCGUGUUCGCGCCGGAGUUGGUAUGCGUGUGGUUGGAGGUGCUCUUGUGUCUUCGUCAACACCUACAAGCGCUGCGUUGGCUUCUCCAGUAACACGGCGUGUUACCCCCACACCAGUGUUUUGUGAUCCCCGACUUUGGGAGGAAGCAUUUGACCAACUAUUGCGGCUGUGCGACGAGAGACGACGAGAUGCUGAAAAGGACAAGAACUCAAUACAUCCCUGGAAAGAAGAGGAGGAACAGGAAAUUGCGAGUGCAGUGGUCUCAGUGUUAAGGACGCUUUACAUACAAGCGAAAGAGCACGAAUUCAGGAACGUGCGAAACGUGGAAAAAAUGCUGGAUCUGUUUGCUGCGUUGACCUCUCGCCAUUUACUUGACAGACCAGCAACUGAAAAGGGAGCAGUGACAAAGGCAAUUACGAAUAUUUCGACAAACAGCUUGCAAUCUCGCGUACUUGACGCUUUUGAGGAAUGUGAUUCGUUUGCGUUUCAUCCGAAAGUUCACACUAAAGCGUUGGAUCAGCUCGUAGACUAUGUGACGCUGUCGUCAGCUAAGGGUCUCGUUUUCUUCACCCGACACGCAUUGAUUUCGUUGGCAAAGCUGUAUGCGAGCGUGUCAGCGGAGGCCAAAGAGAAACGUUUUCUGUCUGUCCUCUUCUGCAUCCAGCCAUUCUUGCGAUUUGAUACAAGCCACGACACACUGGAAUCAAGUCCUUCCGUGCCUCCCGGCAAGCCAAUGACAGCAGCGCAGAAAGCAGCAACGCAGUUGUGGAAACACGCGCUGCGCGUGCUUCUGGUCAUCAUUUCGAGUGGGCUCGUGGCUGUUCGGUUGGCAGAAGCAUGUUGGAGGCCGCUCCUUGAGACGAUUACGUGUUUUGUCCAGCCAAACGGGGGUAACUUUCCGUUGUGUGUACAGUCAGAAGAGGAUGAAGUGCUGGUGCUGAGUGUGUUGGAGUGCGUAGUGGACAGUACUAUCUCGCUGCUCGACGACGACAGCGACACGAAGUCUCACCUCGGUUCUCAGUACAACGCGUUUAUUAGCGAUCUGGUUGCAAUUCUGUGCUCGGGUGUGAAUGCGGUGGAACACAACAAGUCAAUCAUUCGGUGCUACGUGCGCCAGCUGAGCACGAUGUGCAUCCAGACAGCAGACCAGGAACUGGCGCUGUUUGCGUGUGCUCGACUUGUUGUGUGCUGCAAUACAGCGUUGGUGCGCUUUGCCGAUUUGAGCAGUUCUGCUCUCUCGAAACUCCAGUCUCCAGGUGUGCCGAACCAACUACACGCAUCAUCAUUGUCAGAUUCUGAGAGCGACAUCCAAUAUGUCGCAGCCCGCGAGAGGGUGGUGGUUCUUUUGACAAGCGCGCUGGAGGUUGACAUGCAGCCGCGGAGUAUACUAGAGAUGUACCCAGCCCUCUGCGGCUGCAUCUCGUCGUCCGAUUUGGUGGUGCGCCAGCUUGUACAGCAGCUGCUGUUGAGCAGUCGACUUUCUGAAUUCCGCCUCGAGCUCAUGGAUGUGUGGGAGCGUGAGUCUCAGUAG
This is a messenger RNA of Peronospora matthiolae, 5286 nucleotides long. The record is from the annotation of a GenBank genome assembly. NCBI's taxonomy places the organism in Eukaryota, Oomycota, Peronosporomycetes, Peronosporales, Peronosporaceae.